This is a messenger RNA of Pomacea canaliculata, 2987 nucleotides long. Its product is annotated as complement C1q tumor necrosis factor-related protein 3-like. Lineage: Eukaryota; Metazoa; Mollusca; Gastropoda; Architaenioglossa; Ampullariidae. The record is from RefSeq and is a predicted model, not a curated record. The coding region runs from base 1802 to 2509 and encodes 235 amino acids. The transcript is spliced from 4 exons. Gene Ontology annotation, molecular function: zinc ion binding; protein binding.
ACUGUAACUGUGCAUCUUUGUUAAUGAUUCCAAUUUUCACCCUGCUGCCUGAAAUUUCUGGUAAACAAGCUGUGUGUAAGCCACCUCACAAAGGUGUUGAUGUAUCACCGACACAUCCACUCUGAGUGUGAAGGGGCUUAACAUGUAACCUAAAGAUGAAGACACGUCAUCAGAAGUUGUUGUUGACUACUGGCGGCGGGUAUCUUUAUCGUCAGAUUAUGAUAAAGUUGAUGAAUGAGUCAGGAUAAAUGACUUAUCCUUCUAGUCACGCGGAUCCUGUUUGUGAAGGAUGAUGGAGGGGGAGUGUGGGGAGGGCACUGGAGCCUCAUGUUGUGUCCCUGGGACAUGCUGAGGUCCUCUAUACGUCACAGGGGGCGGAAAAUCCUGCAUACCUCACAGCCCCCGGUGCAUGUAUCCGUGUGUGUGGAAAAGAAGCAUGCGUUUAUCAGUGUGUAUGUGUACUUGCACGUACGUGUAGGAGAGAGUAUGCGUGUAUGACGUGCACACGGGUGUGUGCGUGCGUCUGCACGUUCUUCUUAGUAAAGACCGCCGACUUCCAGAGUAAAUCCAAAUCGAAAGUUGAGGUAUCAUGUGAUAUCAUGUGACCUCAUGCAUUAUUAACCAAUGGCUUGAAGUUGUUCCGGAAGCCGCCAUCUUGCACUUACCUGGGUCAGCGUCUGGCGUCGGCGAUAACCUGCUGUGACUAAUAUCGUCGAGAGAGGAGAGAACCAUGGCGACUGGGGGCGCAACCGAUGACCCACAUGUGUGUGGCGUGUGUCUGGAGUCGUACAGGGGCCGCAACCCCAAGCUGCUGCCCUGCUACCACACCUUCUGCCUGUCGUGCUUACGUGACCUGGAGACACGGGCAACGCUGACGAUUUCCGGAUCACAGAGAGCUGAGGACGAUGACCAGGAAGUGAGCGAACAGAAAGGACCUUGACUUUUCCUUGUCCAACAUGCCGACAAGACAUUGUGGUGCCUCCUGGCGGCGUAAACCAGUUUCAGACCAACUUUUACCUGGAUCACGAGGAAGGUCCCGGGCAGGAUCCUUGCUGUGUGGCUUCUGUGACGAGGGUCAGGAGGCUCGGUACGUGUGCACCGAGUGUAAAAAUAACCUGUGUCUUCGAUGUCAGCGAUGUCACGAAAAACUCAUGCCUGGCCACACCCACUGCGUGCAACCUUUGACCUCCAGGCGUCAGCUGACCUCGCAGGACGACCACAACCUGCCGUACGAGGAGAGGUGUCUGAGCAAUGAUGCUGCUGGAGGCGGCCCUGGCUCGCAUGGGAGACGACGAGGGAGACGUGCGACGACAACGCAAAGCGGCAGACAACGACAUCAGCAGACGCGUCGACGGCGUGAGGGCGUUGCUGAAGCAGGCAGAGGAACAAAGCCGGCGGUCGCUGGCCGACAUGGCCAGAAACGAGGACGGAAAAUCCGGGAGGAGAUGAGCGUGGCUCGCAGAAAACACAUCCAGUUGUCGCAGCUGCUUCUGAUGAAGGAUUCCCCCGCAGCUGCGCCCGUGACGUCAGCAAACGUGCAGCAGAGUCUCCUGGGUGACAGCGAGCUUCAGUUUUAUCAGCAGCUCAGAGACAGGCCAUCCGUGCAGUUCGUGCACACCUUCAACGAGGAGGCUCUUGAUCUGAGUAGUCUUCAGAGCUAUGUCGGCACGGUGUACGACAAGUAUGAGCCUGGUGCAGCUGACCCGAGCCAAAGCGAGGCUACAGAGGUAAGGUGUGAACCAGUCCACGGCUCCGUCCCUGACACAGUCACCGUCUGACGCGCUGACAGCUCCAUCAGCGAAUGACGUCAUUGGAGGAAGAGAACGAGCGGUUGCGAGGGCUUGUCGAUGCUUUACGUCAAGAUUACAACAAGAUGGCGGACGAAAGCUGCAGGCUGCAGGAAGACGUGAGUGGCAUUCGACGUAAUUUGGGGGAUCUCGGUGGAGAUAACUCUUGGGUGCAGCAAGACGUCAGUGACCUACACACUAGUCUUGAAGUGGUUAAAGGCAGCGUCGCCACUCUUCUGGAAAGCAACUCACAACUGCAUCAGCAUUUUACAAACUUGGAUAAAUCUUUCACAGGAUUAAAAGAGAAAUCAAGCAAAUUGGUUGGUUUUCAAGCUAACCUGACCUCUCUUUCAUCGGUAAACACUCGGGGUCCGCUCGUCUUUAAUGAUGUCAAGUCCAACGUGGGCAACGGCUACAACAUCAAAGCCGGCGUCUUCAAGGCUCCCAUCUCUGGUAUCUACCUGUUCAUCGCCACUGUCCUCAGGCCGUCAACAAGCGGCGACGCUGAAGUCUACAUCGUUGUGGACGGAACUCAGGUCACGAAGUCAGUGCCCUACGAGAGCGAGACGGGGGAGGGCGCAAGCUGCACGUGUCACGUGGUGCAGAAGCUGCGUGCAGGCCAGAAGGUGUGGACGAGGGCUUGGAGUGUGGGGGACAUCAGACUGCUAGGGGGAGUGUCAUUCAGUGGCAUGCUGAUACAGCCUGAGAUGGAAACACCAUGAGCUUAUUGUACAACAGUCAGGCCAGGUCUGGUGUCAACUAGGAAUGGUGCUGAUACUGAUGUCAAAUAAAUGUCAAAUCUUUUGAUGAGGCGGCAACUGCUAGCAAUCUCUACUAGCGAUAUUAAUCAAGAAAUAAGAGACAACUGUCUAGGUGGAGCUGAGCUGCAGGAGGACAGGAAGUACAUGUCUGCUUGUAAAAUGCAACGCCUGAGUAUGACAUAUUGCUUACUUUAUUAUGUAUGUUUCUUCUGCCUCUUCUGGCUUAAACUGUAUUUGUAUAUACAGUAUAUAUACAUAUUAGUGUAUAUGUAUAGUUCGUGGUUCUAGAAGUCCUGGUCAUAAGGCUGAACUGGUCGAACGAUGUGGUCAUGUGAUUCAGGAUUCAGUUGUUCACUUCGGUCUGAAAUACCUUUAUGAGUCAAGCAUACUGUAUGCUGUGGGUUUUUCAUGUACAUAAUAAAAGCUUAACAUAAAUCGU